Molecule: messenger RNA, 709 nt
Organism: Selaginella moellendorffii
Lineage: Eukaryota; Viridiplantae; Streptophyta; Lycopodiopsida; Selaginellales; Selaginellaceae
Exons: 2
Coding region: 63-419 (118 amino acids)
Source: RefSeq, a predicted model, not a curated record
UGCUAGAUCGCUCCCCAGUGUCGAGUGUCUCUCCUUCGUCCUCCCUUGCGGGAGUAGCACAAAUGGAGACGAUCAAGCCGCGGGCGACUCUUGUCCUGUGCUCUGGAGUUUUCUUGCUCUUGAUCUCCCUGUUCCUGAUCCAGGUUGCUGCCGACGAUGACGCGACUCUCGACUGCGAUAGCCAAGUGAAUGGUCUCGCCGGGAAUUGCAUGACUGCCGUGCUCAUUGGAACCAAACCGUCAUCCAAGUGCUGCAAGUUCGUGAGGGCCGCCCAGCUCGACUGCCUCUGUCCCAAGAUUACCAAAGAUGUCACCAAAAUGCUCACUGAGCGUCUGCUCAACACCGCUCUUAAAAUCGCAAAGCAGUGCAACUGGGAGCUGCCUCACAACUAUCAGUGCGGAAGCUACACUUUUCCCUGAGAAAAGAGAAGUUCAUGAUUCAGGCAUGCUUGUAGCAAAUCCUUUAAAAAGCUUACAGUAAGAAUUCUCCGGUUAAUUAUCCGCAUUGUUGUGCUUUGAAUGUAGAGGUUCCCACUAACAACGAACAGCAUUACAUAAUCCUUUAGUUGCCGUAGCAAAGGAAAAGGGCGAGCUUAUACAUAACCCAGCAACAAAGGAUGUUCAGGCAUCUGCUUUAGUUCAUAGAGAACUUGUUUGCCUCUUGUAAGCUUCUCAAUUGCAUGGACUGUUUCCAGUGAACUUCAUCUCAA